Molecule: messenger RNA, 1200 nt
Organism: Vollenhovia emeryi
Lineage: Eukaryota; Metazoa; Arthropoda; Insecta; Hymenoptera; Formicidae
Product: ribonuclease Oy
Exons: 4
Coding region: 84-959 (291 amino acids)
Biological process (GO): RNA catabolic process
Cellular component (GO): extracellular region
Molecular function (GO): ribonuclease T2 activity; RNA binding
Source: RefSeq, a predicted model, not a curated record
GGUGGUAGUGGAAGAGGUAGUGGGAGUAUUAAGUGCCUUUAAUUCCGUUGCUCUCUCUGAGCCAGUCUCCAUUCUCUUCUUGUAUGGAACGAUUUCUUUCCAGCAGGAUGUGGAAGUAUAGCAUUGCAUCGUGUAUUGUCUUACUGUAUCUCUUAUGCGUCACGCAUGGGAGAGCAUACAAACAACAAACAUUCUUCAACGAGAAAGAUUACAAACACAAUCAACAAACAUUUAACAACAGGAAUAAGUACAAACAACAAACAUUCAACAACAGGAAAGAAUACAAACAACAAACAUCCAACGAAUUUGAUGUCCUAAUAUUUACUCAGCAAUGGCCGUUUACAGCUUGUCUCGUGUGGACACAAGAUUCCAGUACACAUAGUUGCGUGUUACCUAACCAUGACUCAUGGACUAUCCAUGGGAUUUGGCCUACCAAAUACAAUACAUUAGGCCCACAGUUCUGUAACAAUACGUCAAAAUUUGAUCCAAGCUUUUUAAAGCCUAUAGAAAAAGAAUUAACAGAAAAUUGGCUUGAUAUCCAUAAAGGGUCUAAGCCUUAUUCGUUCUGGAAACAUGAAUGGGACAAACAUGGCACUUGUGCAGUCGCAAUGAAGCCUUUAGACAAUGAAUUUAACUAUUUCCAAACUGGACUAAAAUUACUCAAGGAGUAUAAUAUGAUGGAUGUACUUGCGAAAGCAAAUAUUUUGCCAGGUAACAGAUACAAGGUAGAAGAUAUGUUAACAAAAAUCGAAAAAAUAUUGACUAAAAAGGGACAAAUAAUGUGUAUAAUUGACAAGGAAACGCAAGAAUCAUAUGUGAUGGAGAUAAGAAUUUGUUUUGACAAAACAUUACAACUGAUAGACUGUAAUGGCAUAUAUCACUUUCCCACAAACUGUAAUAGAUCUAAACCGAUAAUAUAUCCUAGCAAUACGACAGAAUAUAAUGUAAUAAAGAUAUAACGAUGACUUAGGGUAUUAUUGCCUACAUCAUUCUUUUGAACGAUUAUGAUUGCUGAGGGUACUAGACAUGCAAAUAAAAUGAGAAUAUAUGUUGUGCAAUCUUUAGGAAAAUUCCUUAUAUGUUAAAUAUGGACAUCGGAAUUAUCAUCGAUACAAUGACAACCUAACAAUAUUAUGUUACAAUCGAUAACACUGCAUAAUUAAUUAAUUAAUUAUACCUAUUGCACCAUGUAUAAAAAAA